AUGUCCAGUCAAAGUAGUUUAAGUACAAGCUGCAACCAUGACACGACACAUCAAGUGACUCUUGCUUUUCCCAAGCCAGCCGAGUUCAAUAAAUCAACAACUGCACCGUUACCGAGUCUAGAUCACGAUGACUAUGAGCAAGAAAAAUUGGACAUCAAAAUGAAUGCAGAUCUAGAAAAUGAAGCAGCUAUUCCUCCAGAUUGUGGCUACUCUUGGGUGAUUAUGGUUGCAAGCUUCUUUAUUCAUUUUAUAUCCAUCGGUAUUCCCACCUCUUUUGGCGUAUUUCAACAGGCUUACAAAGAAGAGCCCGAAUUUGCAAAAUCAUCAAAUCUUGAAAUCGCUUUUGUUGGAUCUCUUGGAGCUGCUGGAAUGCCCAUAUUUUCAAUUCUGGCUGGUCGCUUGGUAGACAAAUAUGGUCCACGCAUUGUUUGUGCCUGUGGUGCUUUGAUCGUUUUGGUUUCUUUGAUCAUCGCAUCGUUUUCCAAUGCGACGUGGCAUUUGUUAAUUACCCAUGGAUUUUUGUUUGGACUCGGGUCUUCAAUUGCAUAUCUACCUGGCCUGGCAGUUUUAUCAGAUUGGUGGGUCAAGCGUCGUGGAUUUGCAACGGGAGUUGCAGUUGCAGGAACUGGUAUUGGUGGACUUACAUGGGGUCCUAUUCUACGUGCGCUCAUCACAAGUAUCGGAUGGCGCUGGACGCUCCGAACAGUUGCCAUGUGUGGAUCUGCCGUUAUUUUAAUAUGCGCACUUUUGCUACGUAUUCGAGUUAAACGAGUUGCUAAAAGGACGAUUGAUCUGUCUUGUUUAAAAAACAGUGUAUUUAUUCGACUUUAUUUCGUUACGUUUUUCAACUCGUUUGGAUAUUUUAUUCCCUUCUUUUUCAUAUCCAUUUACGCGGUCAGCCAUGGUAUGACUCGAGAACAAGGUGCGCUUCUUAUUGGCAUUUUAAAUGGAGCAUCUGGACUUGGUCGAGUCGUUCUUGGGUUUUCUGGUGAUUACGCUGGCAGAAUUAAUACGAUUGCUGCAUGUGCUACAACAGCAGCUAUAUCAAUUUUGACUAUCUGGCCAUUUGCAACUUCUUUUGGAUCUGUUGUGUGCGUAGUGGUCAUGUUUGGAUUCUUUAUUGGAGGCUAUGUAGCCCUCCUGCCAACUAUUGUUGCACAACAGUUGGGUGCAAAUGGUGACAUUGCCACCAUAACAGGCAUGGUGUACAAUGGUCUUAUGUGGGGAAACCUGUUUGGAUCGCCCAUUGCUGGUGCAAUGAUUGAUCGAUUCACCACGAUUAGUGCCAAUGGAUCAAAACAUACCAACUUUUUGCCGUCCAUCAUGUUUUCUGGAUGCUGCCUGUUUACUAGUGCCAUGUUCUUAGUUUCCAUCAAAAUGACGACAGGUCGUAUGAAAUUCUGGACCAAAGUCUAA
This is a messenger RNA of Batrachochytrium dendrobatidis JAM81, 1416 nucleotides long. RefSeq lists its product as uncharacterized. The transcript is spliced from 3 exons. Gene Ontology annotation, biological process: transmembrane transport. Gene Ontology annotation, molecular function: transmembrane transporter activity. The record is from RefSeq and is a predicted model, not a curated record. NCBI's taxonomy places the organism in Eukaryota, Fungi, Chytridiomycota, Chytridiomycetes, Rhizophydiales. Bases 1 to 1416 code for a protein of 471 amino acids. Gene Ontology annotation, cellular component: membrane.